Dujonia railenensis is the source of this 789-nucleotide messenger RNA. NCBI's taxonomy places the organism in Eukaryota, Fungi, Ascomycota, Pichiomycetes, Serinales, Debaryomycetaceae. The record is from the annotation of a GenBank genome assembly.
AUGUCCUUAAGAACUCUUGGCUUGAACUCGCCAUUAAAGGGUCUUUUCACCAGACCAACUGAAAUGACCAAAACCGUUCAAACAAUUUUAGAUUUCAAAAACGCUCCAGACGCUUCAUUUAAUAGCAUUAUAACAAGGUGCGAUAAAGAGUUGGGAGGGUUUUCGUCAGUUAACUUUGAUUUAGACCCACAGCAUAACAAUGGUGUAUUCCAUGGAUAUUUGAACUUGGACUUGCCCAAGGACCGCCCAGACGUGACAAGAUCAGGCUAUGCCAUGUUCAGAACCAAGGAUCAACAAGAAUCUUGGCUCUCUGGUGAUUCAUAUUGGGAUUGGUCGCAAUUUUCAUCCUUGGUAUUGAGAGUUAAGGGAGAUCGUAGAAAGUAUUUGGUGAACAUUCAAGCUAAUACACCACUCAUAACUGAUUUAUUCCAACAUAGACUCUUCUUGAAUACACCUGGUGAAUGGGAGACCGUUGUCAUUCCAUUGAACGAUUUUGUUAUGACUAACUGGGGUGUAAUUCAAGAUGGCUGUGAAAUGAAUAAGAGUGAGAUUAAAACCGUUGGUGUAGGAUUAUUAGAUAAGCAGUACGGACCAUUUGCAUUGAACGUUGACUGGAUUAAAGUGAUGACAGGAACAGAGGUGGAAAGAGAAACCCAGAAGUCCAGAAUUGAAAGAGUAGCUAUUUCUACGCCAUUGGAUAGCGAGAAUGUGGAGAGUGACAUUCCUACUGAACAUGGAUCUGCAUUGAACACUAAACAGUAUGAAGAACCAAAGGCUACUGUGUUUUAG